AUGUCAGUUAACUAUUUUCGAGACAUGCAACCAACAAAUGCUGCUGUAAUGCAUCACAAAUUUCGACCGAAUGCACCAUAUCCUGGCUCGUUUGAAGAUGAUCAAUUGAUAGAUCCAGUCGCGGCAAAUGCAUCUUUUCGAUCUGGUUUUACGACACCAGCAGUACUCUCUAAACCAACUAAUGAAAACGCAUCAUCGCCACGAAAACCGCAUAAUCCGAUGGCUAACGUGUCUAUUGGCAUCACUAAUUUGGUCACGAAAAUACUUAUAAGUCAUCCAUGUACAGUUUUGAGACGGCAGUGUCAAGUUCAUCAAUUCGCCAGAUCGCUUCAUCUUACACCCUUUACUUUAAUUCCUGUUGUUUAUAAAGUAGUUAGUUGCGAAGGACUUCUGACUUUAUGGAAAGGUGCUAUUGGUUCAGGUGUUCUUUGGGGAUUAUCUAUUGUUGGAGAAAUAUUACUCGCUGAUAUAUUUGGUCUUCCACGGCAUUAUGUAAAGCACGGAAGCUUUAAGAAAUAUUGUCACCACCUUAUUUUAAAAGCCUCAACUGCAGUUUGCAUGACUCCAUUUAUUGUGUCAUCUUUCAUCGAAACUGUCAGGAGCGAAAGUGGUCGCUGUGAUGAGUUCCGCGUAAUGGAUGUAGUGAUAAAUGGAAUAAGUCGUUUGCGAUUUGAUUUUAUCGGGCCAAGAGAUAACAGUAAACGUUUUUCAUUAUUAUAUCUCUUAAUACCGACAACUUGUUUAUUCACGUCGCACUAUUUGAUAACAAUCGGUUUAUUUGAUUGGAUAUAUGUUUUGGCUAAACGAUAUGUUAAUCGAAAACCAUUGCAUGAAAAAACUGCUUUUGAUCAAUAUUUUCCGCAGAUAUUUGCAACUUUGACGUCACAAAUGCUAGCUGAUUUCUCUUUAUAUCCAUUCGAGACAGUACUUCAUCGUCUUUAUAUUCAGGGGACACGAACAUUAAUAGACAAUCUGGAUAAUGGUGUCACGGCUAUCUCAAUAACAGCAAAAUAUGUUGGAUUUUUUGAUUGUAUCAGGACAAUCAUAAAUCGCGAGAGUUUCUGGUCUCUUUAUGCGGGUGUUGGUGCACUUGGUUUCCAGUACGUCUUGCACUUAUGUUUGCUUCGCUUCAUUCGGACAAUGGUUAAAUACGGAAACCGGACAAUUAAUGCGCAGCAACAAGACGGUACUAUUGUGACUAGCAAUACAUCUUCCCAUCUUUUGACGCCUCUACAGUUCGAUUCAGAGCCUUUCGGAAGUGCUGCAAACGAAUUGUCUGCACCUCUUACGGAAAGCAUUUCUGUUAAUUCUAAAGCAAGAUAUCCGGUUUUUGGACAAACGAUUAGUACAUUUGGCCGUACCUCACCUCCGCUAUUUGCUUCUUCAGCAUCAAAUAUUCUCGCGAUUUGGCCAUCUACGUUUUGUCUAAGAACAAAUACCAAUCAUUAG
This is a messenger RNA of Brugia malayi, 1449 nucleotides long. RefSeq lists its product as uncharacterized. Gene Ontology annotation, cellular component: mitochondrial outer membrane. Lineage: Eukaryota; Metazoa; Nematoda; Chromadorea; Rhabditida; Onchocercidae. The transcript is spliced from 11 exons. The record is from RefSeq and is a predicted model, not a curated record. Bases 1 to 1449 code for a protein of 482 amino acids. Gene Ontology annotation, biological process: mitochondrial fission; mitochondrial membrane fission.